AUGGCAGACCCACGAAGCCUCGAAGAAGAGCUACAGCUGGUUUCAGAGGAAGAUCGAAAGCAAUUUGAGAACCAUGGAUCCGAUCAUGAAACUAUCAAGGCAAUGACGGCAAGGUCGGUGGCUUGCGGUGGCCUCAUAAGGGACGUUGUGAUGGUGUAUGUUACAUUCAAAACUCAAUUUCUCAAGAAAAUUGAAAGAAUGGAGUUGGGCGGAAGAACUGCUCUAUCUGAACUUGCUCGCCGAGCCAGUCAAGUAUUUUCCGAGUCGGAAUGGAAGUUGUAUUGCGGCAGCCCAACUCUCUCCCAUCAAGAAUUCACCAGCUCUUCUUAA
This is a messenger RNA of Caenorhabditis elegans, 330 nucleotides long. It is a transcript of the gene Y32B12A.5, whose product is annotated as HYPK_UBA domain-containing protein. The record is from RefSeq and is marked reviewed. Lineage: Eukaryota; Metazoa; Nematoda; Chromadorea; Rhabditida; Rhabditidae. The coding region runs from base 1 to 330 and encodes 109 amino acids. The transcript is spliced from 2 exons.